GCUUCAAGUCGUCGCCGGAACUGAAGGUGCAGAGACGGCUGCACCCAGGGGAGCGGCCCUACACCUGCAGAGACUGCGGCAAGGGCUUCACCCAAUCCUGCAAGCUGCUGGAGCACCAACGCACCCACACCGGCGAGCGACCCUUCACCUGCACCCAGUGCGGCAAGGGCUUCACCUGCUCCACGGGGCUGCUGUCCCACCAGCUGCUGCACACCGGCGACCAUUCCUUCGGCUGCUCCGACUGCGGCAAGGACUUCAAGAGGGCACAGGACCUGAAGAUCCACCGGCAAUUUCACACGGGCAAGUGGCUCUUCAGCUGCUCCACCUGUGGCAAGCGCUUUGCCCAAUCGUCGGGGCUACUGCGUCACCGGCGGGUGCACACGGGCGAGAGGCCUUAUGGCUGCCCCACCUGUGGCAAUAGCUUUACCCAGUUGUCGGGGCUGCAGGUGCACCAGCUAGUGCACAGAUUUAAGACGGAGACACGGGGACGUGAGCGGCCAUUGAGGACGGCCAGAGUGCCGGUGAGCAACACCCGCUCCCCCCACGCAAUCCACACGAGCUGUCAAGUGCCUCACCACGGUGUAGGGGCGCUCGAUGGUGUGGGUGCGCUGCAAGCUUUCGGAGCGGGAUAA
Molecule: messenger RNA, 632 nt
Organism: Amblyraja radiata (thorny skate)
Lineage: Eukaryota; Metazoa; Chordata; Chondrichthyes; Rajiformes; Rajidae
Product: gastrula zinc finger protein XlCGF49.1-like
Exons: 3
Biological process (GO): regulation of gene expression
Cellular component (GO): nucleus
Source: RefSeq, a predicted model, not a curated record